Molecule: messenger RNA, 1737 nt
Organism: Paramecium tetraurelia
Lineage: Eukaryota; Ciliophora; Oligohymenophorea; Peniculida; Parameciidae
Exons: 6
Biological process (GO): mitotic cell cycle phase transition; regulation of cyclin-dependent protein serine/threonine kinase activity
Cellular component (GO): centrosome; cyclin-dependent protein kinase holoenzyme complex; nucleus
Molecular function (GO): cyclin-dependent protein serine/threonine kinase regulator activity
Source: RefSeq, a predicted model, not a curated record
AUGCAUAAGCGACAAGUUUAAAUUGAGACAUUAAAUCCUUCAAAGUGUUUUACCCAAUCAAGAUCACCGAAAUAAAAUGUGAAACCCAUCCAACCAUAAAUUUUGAAGCAAAUCACUCAAUUAAUCAAAAACUCAAAAGAAAGGAACACAGAAAGACUUUGCAAACCUUACGAAUAGUUAAAAUGCAUUUAAAAUAUACAACCUUCCACUACUUCACGACCAAUAUAAGGUCGCGAUGUUUCAGUCACUUUUCAUUAAUUACUUUAAUAGUUCAGAAAUUAUAAGAAGCAAAACAAAGAGAAUUCCUUUAAUAGGAUCAAUAAACCAUCAAAAAAAGUGAGACAGAUUAGUUUUCCCAAUGCUGUUCUUCUCAACAAUUCCAGUAGUGGAAGUCGUAUUAAAGAUAGAGCUUCCAAUGACAAACUAACUUAAAAAAUAUUAUCGAUUGCCAAAGCUUCACGUUCAUAGAAUAAUUAUAAAUUACAAUUCAAUGGAGUAAUUGAAGAUAUGUGUCGAUGUUCUUAAGAAUAUAACAAUUUACUGUAUGAAUUCAAAGAAAAUUUGAAAAAUAAUGAUUCUCAUUACAGAAAGACUUCUUAAAGAUGUGCCUCUGCAGACAUUUAAUUGAUUGUAAGAAGUCCAAAUAAAAAAUCAAGAUCAUCAUCAAUAGAUCGAAAGGAAUCUCGAUUUUUGGGCUCUACACAAGCAAAUUCGAAUCCAAAAGAAUUAGAUUUGACAUGUGACGAAAAUGAAAUCGUUGUACACAAUGUUAAUCUUGAUGAAAGAAUUAAAACUGAACCCGAUCCCUUAAUAAACCAAGAAAGAAUAUACUUGGCUGACCCAUAUUAUUUAACUAAAUAGACCGAAAUCACCUGGCUCAUAAGAGCUAUAGUGAUUGAUUGGAUGAUGGAGACAGCCAUGGGCAACAGAUUAAAGCGCUAAACAUUUCAUUUGUCAAUCUUCUAUCUAGACUCCUACUUGUCCAAGAAACAAGCUAACAAGCAAAAUAUCUAAUUAGUUGGAUUGGCCAGUUUAUUGAUUGCCAACAAAGUGGAAGAAGUCAAUCCUAUUUGUCUUAUGCAAUUUCAGAAGGCUGCCAAUAAUGGCUAUAAGUAAAGUGAGAUCUUAAAUAUGGAAUUGGACAUACUAUUUGUAAUUGCCUAUUCUUUAUAUAUCUAGACACUCAAAUGGUAAGUGAAUCCACCGUCCUAUACAUAUUGGAUAAAUUGGUUUACAGAUUAAUGGGACAUCUACGCAAGCAAUCAUGGGAUCAAUCUGUUUUUUCGAAAAGCAAAUGAAGAAUCUUAUUAAUUAUUUAGAAAGUUAUGUCAACUUAUUGAUUGCACUUUAUUGGAUAUUCAAACUCUUCAAUACAUGCCAAGAACUAUCGUUGCCUCCUUUAUGUAUUUGAUAAUUUCAUUUUAAUUGAAUGUCUUUGAUAUAGAUAUGCUUGAGAUUAUGUCCAGAACAUCAAUGUUUUUAUUGAAUCGCGAUAACCAAUUCAACUUAAUAUUUGGAUAAUUUGUGUCAAUUACCUUUGGGUUUGCAUUACAAGAUAUUCUACCAGCUAUUUAAUAUGCAGCUGCAUUUUACGAAUUAGAAAUCAAUUAUGAAACUCCCCCUGGAGUUGUCCAUUUAUCCAACACUCCUUUGGAAUCGAAUUACGAAGAAUUUCUUUCAUUUUAAUGUUAUUCAAAAUACUUACUUGAAUUUGUUAGAUAAAAAACAAGAGAUUGA